AUGGAUAAAACGAAAACGGAGUUCAUCGAACAAGAGGACGCCAAGUUGGCGAUGUUUGAACGAGCGCAAGCGGCGACGAGGAGGAAUUCGAACGGUAACUCUUCCUCGUCCUCGUCCUCGUCGUCGAUGGAUGACGAUGCGUUGGAUUCGUUCGAGGCAAAGUUGAAACGCGUGCAAGAGGAAGGGAAGACGAAGGCGAAGAUGGUGACGACGACGACGAACGCAUCGUCGAGUAGUCCUUUCGGAGGAGGAGGGAUAACGCCGAUAUCGCCGUUAGCGCCGACGUUUGGUGGCGAACCAGUCGUUCCGAGAAAGAGUGGUGACGAUGAUGACGAAGACGUGUUCAAAUCUCCGAUCGUGCGGAUUGGCUCCUUGUUAGCGGCGAUCGCGCUUGCCAUCGUCUUCAUACCGACGGAUUUGACGUUCAACGCCAUCGGGUCGAAACAAGUGCAAGAAAAGUAUCGAAAGGAAGCGUUGGAGGACAUCGAGAAGCAGAAAGACGAACUGACGAAGGUUUUAGAGAGCACGCCGAACGAUCCGGAGUUGUUGAAGCAACAAGCGAAGAACUUUUUGGCGCUGGACGAUUACCCGAGCGCGUUGCCGCUGAUGGAAAAAUUGGUCAGUUUGGAAGAUACCGAGGCGAACUCGAUGGCGAUUGCAGAGGUGUGGAAUUUAGACGGGCAACCCGAACGCGCUUUGUCGGUUCUGAAGGAUUACGCGGAUAAGCAUUUAAGCGAUUCGAGUGGCCCACCGUCGGCGUCGUUUUUGAAAGCGUUGACGGAUUCGUUGUCGAAAAAUAACCGACAAGGCGUCGCAUUGGCCUACGUCGACGCAUUCGUCAAGAAGAAUCCCGGUGACAUCGACGACGUCGAUGCCGAGUUACUAAAAGCGAGAGUCUAUUCGGGUUGGAAAGGCAAAGGGAAAGAGGCGGAAAAAGCAUUCUCGGACGUCGUCGAGAAACAUCCGGAGGACUUUCGAGGAUAUUUGGCGAGAGGAGUGUUCAUGAGAGAAAUCGGUCGACCGGACGAAGCGACUUCGAUGUUCAAACAAGCCGAAGCGUUAGCGCCCGCGGGAGAUACGAAAGCGGUCGUGAAAGAUGUCAUCUCGCGAGCGAAUAAAGAAAAGAGUGGGAGCGUACAGUUGUAG
Messenger RNA from Bathycoccus prasinos, 1146 nucleotides. RefSeq lists its product with no specific name. The record is from RefSeq and is a predicted model, not a curated record. The transcript has a single exon. Bases 1 to 1146 code for a protein of 381 amino acids. Gene Ontology annotation, molecular function: protein binding. Lineage: Eukaryota; Viridiplantae; Chlorophyta; Mamiellophyceae; Mamiellales; Bathycoccaceae.